Erpetoichthys calabaricus (reedfish) is the source of this 784-nucleotide messenger RNA. RefSeq lists its product as uncharacterized. The transcript is spliced from 5 exons. The record is from RefSeq and is a predicted model, not a curated record. Gene Ontology annotation, biological process: cell surface receptor signaling pathway. NCBI's taxonomy places the organism in Eukaryota, Metazoa, Chordata, Cladistia, Polypteriformes, Polypteridae. Bases 1 to 699 code for a protein of 232 amino acids. Gene Ontology annotation, molecular function: transmembrane signaling receptor activity.
AUGUUGAAGAUGUCUGAUGAUAUCCAGCAGUUGUUUGCACAUUACCUGUCCACACAGCAAGCCCUGAUUGUAGUGACUUCAUCUGCACAGUAUGAAGAUUCUACAAAGGUGACUCUAAUACUGCAGACACAGAGUGAGCUCGUGUACACUGGAGACACUGUGACUCUGGAGUGCAUCGUUGUUGAGCCCUUUGAUAUUUGGAUGCAUCGAUGGUUCAAAAAUAGAAAGCCAAUCUGGAGGGAAACUAAAGAAAACACUCACAUAUUUCAGUCUGUGACUCAGUCUGACAGUGGAGAGUACCAGUGUGAUGCCUACAGACGGGAUACUCUUAAGGUGUCAGAGCGCAGCAGUGCUGUCGUACUGAAUGUUCAAGAAAGGACAGCCACAUUAAAGGUGAUCUCUGGACAUACAGAUGGACGAAUAUAUGUAGGAGAUGAAGUCCACCUGCUCUGUCUGGUCGAUGGAGAUCCAGUUGACUGGACAUAUGAGCUGUACAAGAGUGGAGAUGAAAAUCCUCAUAAAACUCAAAUGGAGAAGAACUUCACCAUCGGCCCUGUGACUCUCUCACAUAAGGGGAGUACAAGUGUCAGGCAGCAAGAGGGGCACUUUAUUCGAGUUUUAGUAACCCCAUUCAGUUACGGAUGUCAGAUUUUUCAACCCAGAAUUGCCUUCGACUUGGAGCAGCGGGGCUGGUGCUGAUUGUGCUGGCAAUCAUUAUGAGCAAGUGUUUCUGGAACAGAGUGCUUCCAGCUGGCGGAUCCGGUGGAUAUGCAUAUACUUCAGG